This is a messenger RNA of Podarcis raffonei (Aeolian wall lizard), 2833 nucleotides long. It is a transcript of the gene HNRNPR, whose product is annotated as heterogeneous nuclear ribonucleoprotein R. The coding region runs from base 263 to 2161 and encodes 632 amino acids. The record is from RefSeq and is a predicted model, not a curated record. Gene Ontology annotation, molecular function: mRNA binding. NCBI's taxonomy places the organism in Eukaryota, Metazoa, Chordata, Lepidosauria, Squamata, Lacertidae. Gene Ontology annotation, cellular component: nucleus; ribonucleoprotein complex. The transcript is spliced from 12 exons.
CGUUGCCGGGGUCGCUCCCGCCGUCCAUGAGGGGAGGGAAGAGGAGGAGCGCGCGCCAUUUGCAGCCGCUGCCUCCAAGCCGCGCCGCGCAGGUCCCGCUCCGUCUUCUUAUUGACUUUCGCAUCAAGUCUUUCUCACUGAUAUGGAAAAUUGAAGGUGCUGCCUUUCAUUUAAACCUUUCAUUUAAACUCUAAUAUCUGGAAUAACAUGCUGUGCUAUGAUAUGCAGAAUUUAAUACAAGUUCAUCUUGCUGCAUAAUAAAAUGGCUAAUCAGGUGAAUGGUAAUGCGGUACAGUUAAAAGAAGAGGAAGAACCAAUGGAUACUUCCAGUGUAACUCACACAGAACACUACAAGACACUGAUAGAGGCAGGCCUCCCACAGAAGGUGGCAGAGAGACUUGAUGAAAUAUUUCAGACAGGAUUGGUAGCUUAUGUUGAUCUUGAUGAGAGAGCAAUAGAUGCUCUUAGAGAAUUUAACGAAGAAGGAGCCCUCUCUGUAUUACAGCAGUUUAAGGAAAGUGACCUGUCGCAUGUACAGAACAAAAGUGCAUUUUUAUGUGGAGUUAUGAAGACUUACAGACAGAGAGAGAAACAAGGAAGCAAAGUACAAGAAUCAACAAAGGGGCCAGAUGAAGCAAAGAUUAAGGCUUUGCUAGAGAGGACUGGUUAUACUUUGGACGUGACUACAGGCCAGCGGAAGUAUGGUGGCCCCCCUCCAGAUACGGUCUACUCAGGAUCCCAGCCUGGCAUCGGCACAGAGGUUUUUGUUGGUAAAAUUCCUAGGGAUUUGUAUGAAGAUGAAUUGGUACCACUAUUCGAGAAGGCAGGCCCAAUUUGGGACCUGCGGCUCAUGAUGGAUCCCCUCUCUGGCCAGAACAGAGGCUACGCUUUCAUCACUUUCUGUAGUAAAGAUGCAGCACAAGAAGCAGUCAAAUUGUGUGACAACUAUGAAAUCCGUCCUGGUAAACACCUUGGCGUAUGCAUCUCUGUGGCAAACAACAGGCUGUUCGUUGGAUCAAUUCCAAAGAACAAGACCAAGGAAAACAUACUAGAAGAGUUCAGCAAAGUUACAGAGGGUUUAGUGGAUGUAAUCUUGUAUCACCAACCUGAUGAUAAAAAGAAGAAUCGGGGAUUCUGCUUCCUGGAAUACGAGGAUCACAAAUCAGCUGCUCAAGCUCGGCGUCGGCUGAUGAGUGGGAAAGUAAAAGUCUGGGGAAACGUCGUUACUGUGGAAUGGGCUGACCCUGUAGAGGAACCAGAUCCAGAAGUCAUGGCAAAGGUGAAAGUUUUAUUUGUGAGAAACCUGGCCACUACAGUGACGGAAGAAAUACUGGAGAAAUCCUUUUCAGAAUUUGGAAAGCUGGAAAGAGUGAAGAAAUUAAAAGACUAUGCUUUUGUUCAUUUUGAAGAUAGGGGGGCAGCGGUCAAGGCCAUGAACGAAAUGAAUGGAAAAGAGAUAGAGGGGGAAGAAAUUGAAAUAGUAUUAGCUAAGCCUCCAGAUAAGAAAAGGAAAGAACGCCAGGCUGCCAGACAAGCCUCCAGAAGUACUGCGUACGAAGAUUAUUAUUACUAUCCUCCACCUCGUAUGCCACCUCCAAUUAGAGGCCGAGGGCGUGGAGGGAGAGGCGGCUAUGGCUAUCCCCCAGAUUACUAUGGCUAUGAAGAUUAUUAUGAUGAUUACUAUGGCUAUGACUAUCAUGACUACCGUGGUGGCUAUGAAGAUCCUUACUACGGCUAUGAUGAUGGCUAUGCUAUAAGAGGAAGAGGAGGAGGAAGGGGUGGGCGAGGCGCACCUCCACCACCUAGGGGGCGGGGAGCACCACCACCAAGAGGUAGAGCUGGCUAUUCCCAGAGGGGGGCACCAAUGGGACCACCAAGAGGAGCCAGGGGUGGGAGAGGGGGUCCUGCCCAGCAGCAGAGAGGACGUGGUGCUCGUGGAGCCAGGGGCAACCGUGGGGGCAACGUGGGAGGCAAGAGAAAGGCUGAUGGGUACAACCAACCGGAUUCCAAGCGCCGCCAGACCAACAACCAGCAGAACUGGGGCUCCCAACCCAUCGCUCAGCAGCCGCUUCAGCAAGGUGGUGACUAUGCCGGUAACUAUGGUUACAAUAAUGACAACCAGGAAUUUUAUCAGGAUACGUAUGGGCAACAGUGGAAGUAAGACAAAUAAGGAGGGCGUGGGAAUAUUGGAAAGAUAGAAUUUGGCUAUAGCUCUACAUCCUUCCAAAAAUUAAUGUUUCAUCCUUCAGUAGUGAUUGGCUGCCAUUUGUAUUGGGCUGAAGAAUCACUCUAUUGUGUAUAUACUCAAGUCUUUUAUUAUUUUUUUCUUUUCUCAUAAAUGCACUUGGACAUUACUGAGCUUGCAGAAUUCCCAAACACAGUUUUGGGAGACAGUGCUUUUUAUCGUUUUAGGCUUCAUUUUAGCAGUUUAUCAGCAGGAUGGGCGACACUGUUAAAUCAUGAUUUUGCAGACCUUCUGUUUUUGGACAGUUUCAUUUUUUCCUUUUUCUUUUUUGGAUUUGGAAUAGACUACAUAGGCAUAUGCUGUACAUAAAGUAAAGCUAGUACUUUGUCUCCGUAGUUUUAAGAAAUUAAAACAAAAUUAAGUUUUCUUGUAUUGAAAAUAACAUGACUGUAUGUUUUGCAUUCCUAGAAGUAGGUUAACUGUGUUUUUAAAUUGUUAUAACUUCACACCUUUUUGAAAAUCUGCCCUACAAAAUUUGUUUGGCCUAAACGUCAAAUCCGUGGCAAUUUGUUCCUUGAUGUGAUUGUAUUUCCAAUUUCUUCUUGUUCAUGUAAGAUUUCAAUAAAACUCAAAAAUCUAUUCAAAACA